AUGGACAGUAUCGACGACUCACCGCUGUCGCUGGCCGUUGUUCGCCUCGCCGACUACGCUGACCAGCUCUUCCAAAACGGACAGGCCGGAUAUCUACCCGUUGUCGCGGGCUGUGCCUUGUACUACUCGAUCUUUGGAAGCCAGAGCGACGUCGCCAUUAUCGCCGCCGUCGCGUGUCUGACCUCGACCGAAACAUUCUGGCCGCUGCUCACCCGCCAUGUAUAUUUAAUCCUUGGUUCCGCCCUGCUGGCAGUGUGUGGUGUCGUCGUGCUGCGUCUCGCGACUAUCGCGGCUCCCCACCUCUUUUCUGCUGACAACUCAGCGGCACAGUGGACAGACUCUGCCGGCAGCGUCUUCAUCCCCAGCCGCACCACCCACACCCGCUUCUUCCCCCAGAAGCACGCAUUUGCUUACUCUUACCUGACCAUCGGGGCUCCCAUUGGCCUGCGCGCCGCCAACGUUAACGGCAUUCUCGCCGUCGACCCGCCGCCCGCUUCGGCCCGUAGGUGGUGGGCGCGGUUGCUGACGUCGCCGCCCUACGCGGUCCACGCUGCCGACUACCUGGCCCGAGGGGGACCGGGCCGGGUCGGCCUGCGCGGCAAGCUCGACGAGUUCCUCGCGAGCCAGGGGGUAGACCCCCGCGACUACCCGCACGCAUUCUUGGUCACGGCCCCCAGGUUCCUUGAAUACAGCUUCAACCCGGUGUCGUUUUGGUACCUCUACUCGCCUGACAAGGUCCUGUCCGCCAUGAUUCUUGAGGUGAACAACACGUUUGACGAGCGACGGCCAUACCUCGUCUUCCGCGACUUUGACCAGGAGGCGAAGCGCAUCCAGUCGCAGGACCCUCCCACAUCGGCGACCGACGAAGCACCUGCUGCCAGAAUCUCCGCAUCGUUCAAAAAGGACUUUCACGUGUCGCCGUUCAACUCCCGCAAGGGUGCGUACUCCGUGCUCGCCAAGGACCCCCUCGGCCCCGGCAUGGCUACCUUUCGCGGCCUGGACGUCACCAUCAACUUGACGUCCUCCAAGGGGCACCCCAAGCUCGUCGCGCGCCUUGUCAACCAGCACGACGCCAUCGACGUGGCCGGCAUGACCGGGCUGCGCAAAGUUCUCUUCUUGUGCCGCUGGUUCUGGAUCGGCUUCGCAACCUUCCCCCGUAUCGUCAAGGAGGCCGCCGUGCUCUUCUUCCGCCGCCGCCUGCACGUCUGGUACCGCCCCGAGCCGCUCCCGGCGAGCCUCGGCCGACACGCCACCGCCACGGAGCACCGUCUCGAGACCGUCUUCCGCAACUACCUGCGCCACCGCGUCGAGUCGUCACCCGAGGCUAUCCGCGUCCGCUACGUCCCCAGCGGCAUCUCGACCGCCACUACCGCCACCGAAGACUUGGUCUUCGCGUCAAAGACGGCAUCGACAGCGUCGUCGUCCGCCUGCGACGCCGAGAUCCGCGUGCUGACGCCCGUCUUCUACGCUCGCUUCGUCCACUACGCGCACGACCUCGAGGGUCUCUUCAACGAGCUGGCCGAGAGCUGCACCGUGGCCGUCGACCGGCCCGAUGUGCUACCGCGCAUCUUUCUCAAGGCGGGCCUGCCGCCGUCGCCGCUGCACUCGUCGGGCAUCGGCGAGUACGUCGCGUUCAAGCUGAUCCAGACCCUCCGCCGCACGCCUGAGCCGAUCCGUCGGCCCAAAACGUCAGCGGAGGCGGGCGCCCCCUCGUCGCGAAAGCCGGUGGACAUUCGCGGCUUUCGCAUCUCCCCCAUGGACGCAUACGUGCUCGAGCACGGCGGCGACGCGCUCAAGAGCGAGUAUCGGUCCGCAGUGACUCGCGAGUUCCUGGCGGACCGAUUCUUCCUGGGUAGCUUGGAGAUUAUGGCCGUUGCGGAAUUCUUGGUCCGCGCCGGGAUCGCGUAUGCCUUCGUCUCGGCUCUGUUCCCUGCGUAG
Molecule: messenger RNA, 1938 nt
Organism: Cordyceps fumosorosea ARSEF 2679
Lineage: Eukaryota; Fungi; Ascomycota; Sordariomycetes; Hypocreales; Cordycipitaceae
Exons: 1
Coding region: 1-1938 (645 amino acids)
Source: RefSeq, a predicted model, not a curated record